Messenger RNA from Meloidogyne enterolobii, 558 nucleotides. Lineage: Eukaryota; Metazoa; Nematoda; Chromadorea; Rhabditida; Meloidogynidae. The record is from the annotation of a GenBank genome assembly.
AUGUGUUUUUUAACUUUGAAAAAUUUUUUUUGCGAAUUUUUGAAAAUUUUUUGGAAAUUUCAAAAAAAAUUUGUAAAAAAUUUUAGUCAAAAAAAGUUUUUUUUUUAUUUUUUUUUUCUAGAGCAACUAGAAGUAGCGUGUGUUGUUGAUGAAGACGUUGAAUUACAUCCUUUCGCCUUCCGUGUUCACACUCAUAGACAUGGAACUAACGUACAUGGCUGGUUAGUCCAAGAAAAUCCUUUGACUGGACAGGAUAAAUGGACACUACUGGGAAAUAGAAAUCCACAGCUUCCUCAACUUUUCCAGCCUGUUGUAAAUCAGUCAAUAGUUAUUACACAAGGGGAUAUUUUGGCUGCUCGUUGCACUAUAAACAACAAUGAAAAACGAAUAAUCAAGAUCGGCCCUACUGGGGAAGAUGAAAUGUGUAACUUUUAUUUAAUGUAUUGGACUGAAACUGGAGGGCAAACAUUAAAAGAAAAUGCUUGUUUUUCUGCUGGCCCUCCAAAUUAUCGAUGGAGUAGCGGUGCAGGUUUAAACCAUUUACCAAAAAAGAAGUAA